AUGGAGUUGCCCCCAAAAGUGAAGAACAUCUUGCUUCUUGAUUCCGAAGGAAAGCGUAUCGCGGCUAAGUAUUACUCAGACGACUGGCCAACGAAUGCAACAAAAGAAGCAUUCGAAAAAUCUGUCUUCACAAAGACUCAGAAAACAAAUGCUCGUGCCGAAGUGGAAGUGACGGCAAUGGAGAACAACAUUAUUGUAUACAAAGUCGCGCAAGAUCUUCAUUUCUUCGUUACGGGUGGUGAAGAAGAAAACGAGCUCGUCUUAGAAAGUGUGCUUCAAGGACUCUUUGAUGCAGUGAAUCUUCUCCUUAGAGGCAAUGUUGAUAAGAGAGAGGCAUUAGACAAUCUUGAUCUCAUCUUUCUAUGCUUCGACGAAAUUAUCGAUGGCGGUAUUGUUCUGGAGACGGAUGCGAAUGUGAUCGCAGAAAAGGCGGGAAUCAAUAGCAGUGACCCUAACGCUCCUCUCUCCGAGCAGACGAUAAGUCAGGCACUAGCGACUGCAAGAGAGCAUUUUAAGAGGUCACUUAUGAAUUGA
Messenger RNA from Microthlaspi erraticum, 534 nucleotides. NCBI's taxonomy places the organism in Eukaryota, Viridiplantae, Streptophyta, Magnoliopsida, Brassicales, Brassicaceae. The record is from the annotation of a GenBank genome assembly.